UACACACUCACGAGGAUCCAUUAUUCAAUACCUGCAUCCACCAAACAUUCGAUCGAAAAAGAAAAUGGAUUAAAAAUGGAACUACUGCAUUUGACAAAUUGAAACCUAUACUGCUUGACACUAGACUUCUAAAUGAUAUAAGAAGUAUUUCAAGUGAUGCUCAAACAAGUUGUUUGGAAGCCUUUCAUGCCACACUCAAUCAUUGGCACCCUAAAAUGAUUCAUUACCAUUGGCUUGGAACCAAAUGCAGACACAUACUCGCAAUUUGUCAUUUUAAUGAGAAUCUGUCAAGAGAGACCAUGAAAACUGAUGAUGGGCAGGACAUACUGGGAGUUUCGUUUCCCAAAUACAAGCUUGGAGAAGAAGUUGUUAAACCAGUCCCUGUUCCACCUACAUAUGACUACGUCAGAACCCUUCGCCAGAUCUUGGUUUCAAUUUCAAAAGAAGAAAUGACCACUAUCUUGGCACAACAUACCUCAAUUGCACCCAAGCCACUGAACUCUCAAUUCGAGAGUCGUAUUUCGAAGGAAGAAGCAAAGGAGAAGUUCAGGAAAAGAUCCUUUGUGAUUACAACAUUGAAUCCACCAGCUCAACAGCAAAAGACCAUGAUGGAGCAGGAGGCAAAAAAGGCCAGAGGAACAGAGAAGAAGAAAACCAGAAAAACUGGUCACUGUAGAACAUGUGGAGAAACUAUGCUUGGGCACUCUAAGCAAAAGUGUGUCAGCAAAUAA
This is a messenger RNA of Rhopilema esculentum, 731 nucleotides long. The record is from RefSeq and is a predicted model, not a curated record. NCBI's taxonomy places the organism in Eukaryota, Metazoa, Cnidaria, Scyphozoa, Rhizostomeae, Rhizostomatidae.